UGUCUCCCAUUAAUCAUGCUGCCUGCAUUUGAAGUCUUAAUUAAGGUGGAGAAUGCAAGUUGCAUUUUCCCAUCACCAAUUGUUCUUGGAAUUGGACAGAUGGCGGCUACCAUAAUGAUACUGUAUGUGUCCAAGCUAAAUAAAAUAAUUCACUUCCCUGAUUUUGACAAGAAAAUUCCUGUAAAGGUAUCAAUGAUAUUUGAGUUUGGGAUGGUGGACAAAUGCCUGCCGAUGUUCACCGUGCUCAGGAAGUUUACCAUCCCGCUGACUCUACUCCUGGAAACCAUCAUACUCGGGAAACAGUAUCCCUUGAACAUCAUCAUCAGCGUCUUUGCCAUCGUUCUCGGUGCUUUCAUAGCAGCUGGUUCCGACCUGGCCUUUAACUUGGAAGGCUACGUGUUUGUGCUCCUGAAUGACAUCUUCACAGCAGCCAAUGGGGUCUACACGAAGCAGAAGAUGGACCCGAAGGAGCUGGGCCAGUACGGAGUGCUCUUCUACAACGCCUGCUUCAUGAUCGUCCCGGCCCUCGUCCUCAGCGCCUCCACGGGGGACCUCUGGCAGGCUACUGAAUUCAACCAAUGGAAGAAUGUCCUAUUUAUCAUACAGUUUCUUCUUUCCUGUUUUUUGGGGUUAGGUGGGGACUACGUUUUCUCUGUGUUGAACUUCAUAGGGUUAAAUAUUUGCAUGGCGGGGGGCCUGCGCUACUCCUUCUUAACCCUGAGCAGCCAGUUGAAGCCGAAACAGCCUGUGGACGAGGAAAACAUCCCCCCGGAUUUGAAGAGUUAGGCUCAGGCAGCCUGGCGGCUGUGAGGCUGUUCCGACCUUGGACGUGGGCCGGCCUCUGGUCAAAGCAAGAAAAGGAACAUCUGCAAAACGCAGAGAACCUACCUCGCGCGCUGCCAAGCGAGCCACGUGGCCGGAGAACUGCGUCCGGGCAAAGCCUCGCUGGCUGAAAGGGAAUCUCGGAAUAAGCCAGUGGGUAACGGGCUGUCCUAGGGGCUGCAGGUGCCUGCGAGGUGGAAGGCGCUGGGCGGGCGAUGGCUUUCUCACCGGCACCUCGGCCUUCAUGGCAAAGGUCCCAGCCCAGGCAGUGACUGAGUGCUGUUCGUGAAACAGGCGCAUCUUUAUUUUCACAAAAUUACCCAAUUAACUGCCAGUACAGACACCUGUUAGCUUUGGUUCCCUCUCACAUGUUGGUGUUUUCCCAAUCGUCAAAGUGAAAUAAACAAUAAUCCAUA
Myotis davidii is the source of this 1238-nucleotide messenger RNA. RefSeq names its product solute carrier family 35 (UDP-GlcNAc/UDP-glucose transporter), member D2 (gene SLC35D2). Gene Ontology annotation, cellular component: Golgi apparatus. The record is from RefSeq and is a predicted model, not a curated record. The transcript has 11 exons. Bases 16 to 786 code for a protein of 256 amino acids. Gene Ontology annotation, molecular function: GDP-fucose transmembrane transporter activity; antiporter activity. NCBI's taxonomy places the organism in Eukaryota, Metazoa, Chordata, Mammalia, Chiroptera, Vespertilionidae.